Pungitius pungitius (ninespine stickleback) is the source of this 3704-nucleotide messenger RNA. Its product is annotated as protein HIRA. NCBI's taxonomy places the organism in Eukaryota, Metazoa, Chordata, Actinopteri, Perciformes, Gasterosteidae. Gene Ontology annotation, molecular function: nucleosome binding; protein binding. The transcript has 25 exons. The coding region runs from base 280 to 3333 and encodes 1017 amino acids. Gene Ontology annotation, cellular component: chromatin; HIR complex; nucleus. The record is from RefSeq and is a predicted model, not a curated record. Gene Ontology annotation, biological process: DNA-templated transcription; regulation of DNA-templated transcription; chromatin remodeling.
AGCGGUCAAAAACAACGGAAACACUUCCCAACCGCCCCGGUGUCACCGCUUUUCGUCGCCUGUCUCGCCACUUGCGCUCGCGGGGCUCCGAGACUCUGCGGGGGGAUGCUGCCGCGGAAAUGGAGUUGAACCUCCAAAACAACCAAGUGUCGGCCGGAGUUUGAGACAAAGGCAGCAGGACGAGGAGGAGACGGUGGUGGGGGGGCGGGAGGACUCAUGGGUCCUCGUUGAAUACGGAGACAAGGGGGGGAAUAAAGAAGCAAAGGAUUCGAGCGGAAGAUGAAGCUGCUGAAGCCGAGCUGGUUGAGCCACAACGGCAAACCCAUCUUCUCGGUGGACAUCCACCCUGAUGGGACAAAAUUUGCGACCGGCGGGCAAGGAGAGGAUUCCGGCAAGGUGAUGAUCUGGAACAUGGCGCCGGUCCUCAGAGACGAGGACGAGAAGAACGAGAGCAUUCCCAAGAUGCUUUGCCAGAUGGACAAUCACCUAGCGUGUGUGAACUGUGUGCGCUGGUCCAACAACGGGCUGUACCUGGCAUCGGGGGGGGACGACAAGCUGGUCAUGGUGUGGAAGAGGGCUGCUUUCAUCGGGCCGAGCACCGUGUUCGGGUCGAGCAGCAAGCUGGCCAACGUGGAGCAGUGGAGGUGUGUCACCAUCCUGAGGAACCACACUGGAGAUGUGAUGGACGUGGCCUGGUCUCCUCAUGACGUGUGGCUGGCCUCCUGCAGCGUGGACAACACCAUCGUCAUCUGGAACGCUCGCAAGUUUCCAGAGAUGGUGACCUGUCUGCGGGGACACACGGGGCUGGUCAAAGGUCUGACGUGGGACCCGGUGGGGAAGUACAUCGCCUCGCAGGCGGACGACCACAGCCUGCGGGUGUGGAGGACGGUGGACUGGCAGAUGGAGUCCAACAUCACCAAACCCUUCAACGAGUGCGGGGGGACGACCCACGUCCUGCGUCUGUCCUGGUCCCCUGACGGGCAGUACCUGGUGUCGGCCCACGCCAUGAACAACUCUGGGCCCACGGCCCAGAUCGUGGAGCGGGACGGCUGGAAGACCAACAUGGACUUCGUGGGACACCGCAAGGCCGUGACCGUGGUGAAAUUCAACCCAAAGAUCUUCAAGAAGAAGCAGAAGAACGGCAGCGCCCCCAAACCCGGCUGCCCGUACUGCUGCUGCGCCGUCGGCAGCAAGGACCGCUCGCUGUCCGUCUGGCUGACCUCCCUGAAGCGCCCCCUGGUGGUCAUCCACGACCUGUUCGACAAAUCCAUCAUGGACAUCUCCUGGACUCUGACGGGUCUGGGCAUGUUGGUGUGUUCGAUGGACGGCACCGUGGCCUACCUGGACUUCUCUCUGGACGAGCUGGGAGACCCUCUGAACGAGGAGGAGAAGAACAGCAUCCACCAGAACAUCUACGGUAAGAGUCUGGCCAUCACCAGCACCGAGGCCCAGCUCUCCACCACCAUCAUCGAGAACCCCGAGAUGCUCAAGUACCAGCAGGAGCGUCAGAGCUCUGCUCAGGCCGGGCCGGGGGGGGGCGCGCCCGAGGCCUCGGCCCCCAAACUCAACAGCGUGGUGAACGGAGAGUCGCUGGAGGACAUCAGGAAGAACCUUCUGAAGAAGCAGGUGGAGACGAGGACCCCUGAUGGCAGGAGGCGGAUCACGCCGCUCUGCAUCGCCCAGCUGGACACGGGCGACUUCUCCCCGGCGCUCUUCAACAGCGCCCCCAUCCUGCCCUCGGGCUCCUCCAUGUCCAACCAGCUCACCUCUCAGCUCAGCUCCGACUCCUCCCCGGGCCCCGCCUCCUCCCUGGGGCUGAGGCCCGGCCACGACCCCAUGCUCACCUCGCCUCCGGCCGGCGCCGCUAAGGGCCCGGAGGAGAACCGCGACGGAGUGAAGUGCGGCCUGCUGCUCACCUCCGCCUCCAAGAUGGAGCCCAUGAAGGCUCUGGACUCCAGGUUCACAGAGAGGUCAAAGGCCACGCCCGGGGUCACCGCCGCCAUCACCUCCAUCACCGGCCUGCUGCCGCUGGACAGCAGGUUAAAGGACGGCGUCCCCGGCCCGAAGGACACGAAGAGCAAAGAGGACAGCAGCAGCGACAGCGAGGACAAGAUGGCCUCCAUCAACAAGAACCUGUCCUUCAGCAAGAGGAAGCCCGAGCUGCUGAUGGAGGGAGGGGAGGGGGUGGUGGAGAAGAGGAGGAAGGGACGGCCCAGGAAGGACAAGAUGGCCGCCCCCAGCGCCCAGCCCUUCACCCAGGUGACUCCCCCAGCGGAGCGAGAGCACAGCCGGGUGGCCCCGCCCCCCCCAGCUGCUCUCAAACUACCCACCCCGAGCAUAAAGAAGGCCUUCAGUCUGCAGGUGAGCGCCGAGCCGCCGGUGUUCCUGGAGGUGGAGAACGAGGUGUCGCUGGUCGCCGGGUCCAAGCUCAGCCAGCUGCGCUGCUCCAGAGACGGACGGGAGUGGAACACGCUGCUGCCCAGCUCAGUGGUCACGGCAGCAGGGAGCAGCGACGUCUUCGCCGUGGCCUGCCAGGACAGGAUGGUGUCGGUCUUCUCUUCUUGUGGGCGGCGGCUCCUCCCGGCCAUCCAGCUGGCCACGCCCACCUCGGCCCUGCACUGCUCCGCCCACUUUGUCAUGGCGCUGACGGCCGGAGCGACGCUGUCCGUCUGGGACGUCCAGAAGCAAAAAGCUCUGGUGAAGAACGAGUCUCUGCUGAGCAUCUUAUCAGGUGCCGACAUCACGGUGUCCCAGUCUCUGCUGACCCAGCAGGGCGUCCCGGUCAUCGGCCUGUCCAACGGGAAGUCCUACUGCUUCAGCUCCUCGCUGGAGACAUGGACUCUGGUAGCAGACAAAGGAGACUCCAUGGUCCAGUGUGCCGACUUCAGGAGCUGCCUGCCUACCCAUGAUGCACCUGUGUCCUCAGGGCCGCUGGCUGUUAUGCAGGGACGCAACCUCAACAGCGCCGGGCGGCUGGCGUCCCGCCUCUCCUCCACCCCCCACCACCUGCAGCAGAGCAUGACGCUGGCCUUCCUGGAGAAUCAGCUGACGUCGGCUCUGACGCUGCAGUCGGCGGCGGAAUAUCGCCACUGGCUGCUCAUCUACGCCCGCUUCCUCGUCAACGAAGGCUCUGAGAAUCGCCUCAGAGAACUCUGCAAGGAGCUGCUGGGUCCCGUCCACAAAUCAGCCGCCACGGCCUGGGAGCCCAGCACUCUGGGCCUGCGGAAGCGCGAGCUGCUGCGGGACGUCUUACCCGUCAUGGUGGAGAACCUGAGGUUCCAGAGACUCUUCACCGAGUACCAGGACCAGCUGGAGCUGCUGCGCACCAAAUAACACACACACACACACCUGGACUCAUCGUGACACGGCUCGGAUCCUCUGAACUUUGACCCCUGGUGAAUCCUACCGGGGGGGAAACACAACACAACACAACUGUUGUUGUUGUGAUGGACUUUGAGACAGUGGGUUCUCAGAGGGAAGAAGUGGUGGCUUCUUCUUCUUCUUCUUUGAAUGAAAGAGUUUGUUGCUCUGCAGAGUGGAUCCAACUUCACCUGUUCGACCAUUUUUGUUUGUUUUCGCUGUCAAUCAUUUUUAAAUGUUUGUACAAAGCAGACUUUUUUUGUUUGUUUUUUUUCCACUUUCUAAAGGAAGAAAAAUAAAUGUGCGGGACUUUCUUAUGAAGAAAUAAAGUGAACAGAAACAGG